GACACAUCUCAGUCAUCCGACAUAUACGAGGGAAUCAGACGAGAUGAAUGUCUUCGGUACCUAUACAGACAGCAUCUCCACGCCGCUGCUGGGAGGAGAGUGUGGGAAGCGUCUGAUUCCCAACGUGAUCGACGCUACAGCCAAAGCCACGCCGGAUGUUGAGUGUUUAUCCGUCCCACGAAGCAACGGCAACCCCAGCGCCGGAUGGAAGCCUGUCAGCUGGGCGCAAGUGGCCAACGCGGUCAAUUAUGUAGCUCACAUGCUCAUUGCUGAGGCCGGGGUCCCGACCCCUGGGACCUUUCCCACAGUGGCCUACAUCGGCCUGGAAGACCCCCGAUAUCCGAUCUUCGCGAUCGGUGCGAUCAAAGCGGGCUACAAGGCUCUGUUCAUCUCACCACGCAACUCGACCGAGGCGCAAGUGAACUUAUUCAACAAGACAGACUGCAACCUGCUCUACCACGAAGCAGACUUCGCCAACAUGGUUCAACCGUGGGUGGAGGGGCGUCCAGGAAUGAAGCGCGUGGCUGCCGCUGCUUGGAAAGAAUGGGUGUACACGGAGGUCGCGCCGUUUCCUUACAACAAGUCCUUCGACGAGGCCGAAUGGGAUCCAUUUGUGGUGUUGCACACGAGCGGCAGCACGGGGCUGCCUAAGCCUGUCAUCAUCAACCAGGGCAUGCUCGCCUUGAACGACCUGCAUCGCUAUGUCCCCGAGUACGAGGGCAAUCUGCCGUGGCUGGCGCAUUGGGCCAAAUUCCCAAAUACGCGCUACCUGUGCAUUUUCCCCCUGUUUCACACCGGCGGGAUCGCGCCGACCAUUCUGAUGGCUUUUUAUUACAACGCGGCGAUUGCGUUUAGAGAUCCCUCAGUUCCCAUUACGGGUGAUAAUGUGGUCGAGUGGCUGCGGAAUACCGGGGCGGGCUGGACAUUGAUCCCGCCGGCCAUCCUGGAGCAGAUGUCGCGGUCGGAUGUUGCGGUCCAGGAGUUGAAGAAGCUCCAUGCUGUGGGUUUCGCAGGAGGUCCCAUAGCUCCCACGCCAGCAGAGAACCUGUUAAAACAUGAGGUGAAGCUGGUCAAUGCUAUUGGAGCGACUGAGUACAUCUACAUGCCCUAUUACAACAACCCUGAUCCCACCCUGUGGCCGUGGUUUAUCGUUCCCUCGGAUUUGAUGGGCAUUGACUGGCGUCCUUCGGGGCAAGAGAACACGUACGAGCAGGUCAUUGUGCGCAAGGACAAGGACCACCCCGGCCUGCAGGGCUGCUUCUACGCUUUCCCCGAGCUGCAGGAGUUCAGUACGAAGGACUUGUACCGCCCACACCCAACCCUGGCCAAUCACUGGACGUACGUUGGCCGAGCCGACGACAUCAUCGUCUUCUCCAACGGCGAGAAGCUCAACCCCACAACAAUCGAAGGCGCCGUGAUGGGCCAUGCGGGCGUACGCGGCGCGCAGGUCGUCGGCACCAACUACUUCCACGCCGCUCUGAUCAUCGAGCCGGCCAACCACCCGCAGACUGAGCAGGAGAAACAGCAGUUGCUCGACAACAUCUGGCCGAUUGUGGAGAAGGUCAAUGUCGAGACAGUCGCUCACGGGCGCAUCUCCCGCGACUAUAUGUUCUUGUCUGAUCCAGAACGCCCUUUCCCUCGCGCCGGUAAGGGCACCAUUCAGCGAGCCAUGGUCGUCAAGGUCUACUCCGAAGACAUCGACCGGAUCUUCACCACCACCAGUGACGCGUCCGUUGUCGCGGUGGAUCUGAACCUCACCUCGAAGGAGGGCUGGGACGCGACGAUGCGCAAGCUCGUGCAAAGCGUGCUCAAGCUCCCCACCCUCUGCAUGGACCAGAACUUCUUCGCGGCCGGCGCGGAUUCCCUCCAAGCCAUCCAGCUCGCCCGCUCCCUCCGCGCAAGCCUGGGAAAGGCGACUGGCGUGUCGAGCACCUCCACAGUCGACGCACAAACCAUCUAUAGCUACCCCACCAUCGACCAGCUCGCCAACUACGCCUACUCCCUCACCACCAUCACCACCUCCUCGCCCACCGCAGCAGACGCUGACGACGUAACGACCUGCACGACCUUCCUCGAAAAAUACACCCACUCCCUCCCCGCCGCCAACCCAACCAAACCCCCCGCACUCACCACCGCCCAAACCAUUUUAAUCACUGGCACAACCGGGACCCUGGGUCCCUACCUCCUUUCCACCGCGCUCUCCAACCCCAACAUCGCACAUAUCAUCUGCCUCAACCGCGAUCCCCAGGCCGCAACCCGCCAAAAGACCAGCCACGCCACCCUCUCCCUCCCCACCGACUUCUCGCGCGUCGAAUUCCACACCGCCGACCUCACCCACCCGACCCUCGCCCUCCCCGCCUCGACCUACACCUCCCUCCUCCAGCGCGUGGAUCGAAUCGUCCACAACGCCUGGCUCGUGAACUUCAACCUGACCCUCCCUUCCUUCGAACCCAGCAUCCGCGGCGUCCGCCACCUCAUCGACCUCAGCGCCGCCUCCCCGAGAACAAUCCCUAUUACCUUCAUUUCCAGCGUCAGCUCCGUCGCCCACUGGCCGUUCUCCGAGCAGAAGGUCCCCGAAGGCGGGCUGGAAGAAUGGACCCUCGCCGCCCCGGGGUAUGGCCAAUCCAAGCUCCUCGCCAGCCGCGUGCUGGAUGCAGCCAGCAAGGUCUCUGGGAUUCCGUGCUCGGUGAUCCGGGUGGGACAGGUCGCUGGCCCGCGCGGCGACAAGGGGAUGUGGAAUGUGAAGGAGUGGGUGCCGAGUGUGAUUCGCAGUUCGGUGUUUUUGGGGGUGUUGCCGGGGGAGUUGGGCGGGUUGGGGGCGGGGUUGGCGUGGAUGUGUGUGGAGGAUGUGGUGAGUGUGAUUCUGGAGGUUGCGGUUGAUCUGGAGAUCCGGCACGGGUCGAGGUAUUUCCACGCGGUGAAUCCGUGUGUGGUGGAUUGGGCGGCGUUGGUGCCGGGGUUGUGUGAGUUUUAUGCCGGGAGGAUUCACCGGGUGGUUUCGUUCGGGGAAUGGGUGGGGAUGCUAGAGAGGAGUCUGGAGACGAUGGGUGAGGGGGAUGUGGAGCGGAAUCCGGGCGUCAAGUUGUUGAGUACGUUCAAGAAGGCUGCAGGUGGUGUCGGGGUGAAAGUUGGGUUUGAGACUGCGCGCACGGAGAUGGUCAGUCCUACAUUGCAGAGGGUUGGGCCGGUGACGCCGGAGUUGAUGAGGCAUUGGUGUGAGCAGUGGCAGUUUUGAGAGCGGGAUUCAAUACAGGAUGUCUCUGGUCUAGGGUCAGGCAAUAGACAGUACUCAUCCCCCAGUCCAAAGCACUUCGUCAUUUCCUCAGACAACAUUUCAAACCGGGGUAGUACAAAGAAGACAUCCCAGCGAGUUCUGAUUGAUCCAUUAUGGACUUCGUGUUGAGGUACGCGGGCGGAGGAUGAGAGUCGCGGUGGUUUAUCCUCCUGGUACGCAGGAGCGAGGCAGUACCCAGCUUAUAAAUAGCUGAGUCGAGGUGGUUUUUUCCCAAGCCAAUGCACUAGAGCUCCCUCUGUUACCGGUUGCUACGGUCAUCUUUCCAUGAUUCAUUGAUAGGCGUUUUUGUCCUCUUGCCUGAAGACUUUCUCGGGCGACAUCAAGAGAGAUGGGAGGAUGAGGUAAGGCAUCGGACAAUUCUCUCACUCAUAAGGUCUUGACUCACUGCCUUGUUCGGUGGGAGGCGGUGGUCCUUCAGACCUCAAC
Molecule: messenger RNA, 3721 nt
Organism: Aspergillus saccharolyticus JOP 1030-1
Lineage: Eukaryota; Fungi; Ascomycota; Eurotiomycetes; Eurotiales; Aspergillaceae
Product: acetyl-CoA synthetase-like protein
Exons: 3
Coding region: 44-3235 (1063 amino acids)
Molecular function (GO): phosphopantetheine binding
Source: RefSeq, a predicted model, not a curated record